AUGAAGAGCCAAAACUUCGUCACGAUCGGAUUUCUUCUACUCAUAACUGCUUCUCUACUACGCUAUGGUUCAUCUCUCCAGAUUCAUAAGAUUGGCGAGACCUGUUCAUCCAAUAAUCAAUGCGAUGCCGGAUUACGCUGCCAGACUUGUGCUGCAAAUGGCAAUACUCGCCCCAGAUGUACUCGUAUUCAACCAUUGAGCUCCGUCUCCAAGGUGAAAGAUCUUCCUUUCAAUCGGUAUUCAUGGCUGACAACUCACAAUUCUUACGCACUGUCCGGAGUGAAAUCAGCGACGGGAUCUAUCAUCAUAGCUCCGACGAACCAAGAAGACUCGGUCACCAGUCAGCUUAAGAAUGGAGUUAGAGGAUUCAUGCUUGAUAUGUACGACUUCAAUAAUGACAUCUGGUUAUGCCAUUCAUUUGCAGGGACUUGUUUCAAUGCCACUUCAUUUCAACCUGCCAUUAAUGUGCUGAAAGAAAUCCAAUUGUUUAUGGAACAAAAUGUAGAAGAGAUAGUCACUAUCUUCAUCGAAGAUUAUGUGACAUCCCAAAUGGGCUUAACAAAGGUAUUCAAUGCCUCUGGCCUCAAUAAAUAUUGGUUUCCAGUGUCACGGAUGCCCAAAAGUGGUGGUGAUUGGCCCACUGUAGAUGAUAUGGUCAAGCAAAACCAGCGACUAGUUGUCUUCACCUCCAAAUCUGCGAAAGAAGCAUCAGAAGGAAUUGCAUAUAACUGGAAAUAUGUUGUGGAAAACCAAUAUGGAAACGAUGGAAUGAAAGCUGGUUCAUGCACUAGCCGAUCAGAAUCGUCUUCAAUGAGCACAUCUACCAUAUCUUUGGUUCUUGUAAACUAUUUUUCUACUGACCCCAAUGCAACAAAAGUAUGUGCUGACAAUUCUGCCCCACUGGUUAGCAUGGUCAAUACAUGCUAUGAAGCUUCUGGAAAAAGAUGGCCGAAUUUCAUUGCUGUCGAUUUUUACCAGAGGAAUGAUGGUGGAGGGGCACCACAAGCUGUGGAUAUAGCAAAUGGGCAUUUAACUUGUGGAUGUGAUAAUGUUGCUUAUUGCAAGGAAAAUGCGACUUUCGGGACAUGCAAUGUACCUGUUCUCUCCCCACCACCACCGGCGGCCUUGCCGGGAUCGAAUGAAGUUGGAGGAGGAGGAGGAUCUACUGGCAAUGAUUCCUCUUCGAUGAGUGGAGGGUUUUGGAUAUUGUGGUUAAUCAGCUCCAUUGUUUACUUUGUAUUGUAAUCUUGUUUUCUUUUUUAAAUCUCUCUAUUAUUUUGUUUCAAAUAAUUUUUACUUUUA
Impatiens glandulifera is the source of this 1302-nucleotide messenger RNA. RefSeq names its product PI-PLC X domain-containing protein At5g67130-like. Bases 1 to 1245 code for a protein of 414 amino acids. The transcript is spliced from 9 exons. The record is from RefSeq and is a predicted model, not a curated record. NCBI's taxonomy places the organism in Eukaryota, Viridiplantae, Streptophyta, Magnoliopsida, Ericales, Balsaminaceae. Gene Ontology annotation, biological process: lipid metabolic process. Gene Ontology annotation, molecular function: phosphoric diester hydrolase activity.